This is a messenger RNA of Nothobranchius furzeri (turquoise killifish), 8620 nucleotides long. RefSeq names its product oocyte zinc finger protein XlCOF6. NCBI's taxonomy places the organism in Eukaryota, Metazoa, Chordata, Actinopteri, Cyprinodontiformes, Nothobranchiidae. Gene Ontology annotation, molecular function: RNA polymerase II cis-regulatory region sequence-specific DNA binding; DNA-binding transcription factor activity, RNA polymerase II-specific. The record is from RefSeq and is a predicted model, not a curated record. Gene Ontology annotation, biological process: regulation of transcription by RNA polymerase II.
ACCCAGGUACUUAUUCAAGGCAAGGCAGCUUAAUUUUAGAGCACAUUUCACACACACAGAGGCAUUUGGAUGGGCUUUCCCAUUAGCAAGAAUAGCAGGAACAGUAGGGUCAACGUGACAGAAAAUACAAGUUAAACAUGAAAAAGAAACAGUUACAGUGCAGAAUGUCAAGUUUAUUUAUAAAGCACAUUUCCACAAAGUGCUGUACACAGACAACCAGUUAAAAUAAAAUGAUAAAACAUUGAGAAACAUCCAGUAGACCCUAAGUAAAAUAGAUGAACGAAGAAAUCAGUUUUUUUUUUUCAUUUAAAAUGGGUGAGCAAGACUGAUCAGGGGGUGACCAAACCCAGUCACCUUGUGGGUAGGGCUAAUGACUCCACCCGUCUUUUAUUUAAAGUAAAAUUAAAAUACCUUCAUUCAAAUUCAUCUUUCAUCACAACUUCAGACAAGGCCCUCAAUAAGACUCACCUGAACUCAUCCAGACUCACCUGGGGCCUCAUUUAUCAAGCUUGUUUACGCACAAAACGGGGUCGGAAAACUGCGUAAGCAACUUUCCACGCAAACCUUGGGAUUUAUGAAAUAAAACUUAGUGGAAAAAUGUGCACAACAUUAGGUUGACUAAGGACCUGGCUUACACACAUUUUGGAAAUGGAGAGCACCUGCAGUGCUGCUGCUGAGAAGGAACACACCGCCUCACAAAAAAGUCUCUUGCAUAUAGGUUGUAAAAUCAGCAGGAAGUUGGCCUUAUUGGAUCGAAAAUGCUAUUUUUACCCUGUUUUGGUCAUUUAUAGGGUCAGCUUUUGAUUGAAUUACUCGGUCAUUUUUCGCACAAUACUCUCAAAUUAUCUGCAGUUACUGCAGAUCAAAAUGGAACUAAGAUACUGAGUUUUUGUAUAUGUUGAAGGGGCAGGGCCAGACAUCAAAAUUCGACUACUCACCAAAAAAAUAUAAAUGGCUAUAACUUCAUAAUCGAAAGGAAUAGUUACAAAAUUUUGUGUGAUCAUUCAUCAUUUACCCUCAGAGAAAAAUGAAUGGUCGAAUGAUGACAUCACACAAGCCCCGCCCCCUCAUGACCAAACAAGUCUAAUUUUACUUUAAUAGGUCCCAAAUCACCCCAUUUCACUUAAUUGUCACAAAUUUGUAGCGGGUAACUGAAGACAAACGGGGGUUGCUUGUCAUCAUUUUAUGGGAGUUUUCGAAAGAGGGCGGGGCCGUGGUGGCACAACGAAGUCAGGCGUAUCGCUGUGGCCAUAUGUUUGCCUCCCAUUUCGUCAUUUCUCAAGAUACCUCCACAAAAUUUCUGGUGAGCAAUCCUAUCAAUCAAUCAAAGCUUUAUUUAUAAAGCGCCUUCCGCAACCCUGUCAGGAAGCCCAAGGCGCUGAACAUGGUACAGUAGAAAGUUAAAUAUAGUGAAUAAAUCAGAAAAUAAAAGCAAUUCAAAUUAAAGAUUACAAAUUACAAAAAAAGGUGAAACAUUCUAGUACAGGACAAAUGUGUAAAACAAGGGAUAGAGUGAACCAAUGAAAACUGUGAAAUAAAAUCAACAUAAAAGAGGGCCUAAUUCAAACACAUUAAGGAAACGCCAAGCGGAGGAGGUGGGUUUUUAGGCGACUCUUGAAGACUGACAGAGAUGGGGACAGCCUAACUGAGGGUGGCAACUGGUUCCAGAGUGAUGGUGCUAGGACUGAGAAAGCCCGGUCCCCGCGAGUAUGACACCUAGAACGAGGGACAGCGAGCAGGCCUUGGUCAGAGGAGCGCAGAGCGCGUGAUGGGGAAUGUCUGUUCAGGAGCGUGGCCAUAUAGGGGGGAGCACCACCCUGGAAGAAAUUAAAAACAAAGACGAGGAGUUUGUAUUGUGAACGAUAGCAAACCCGAAGCCAGUGCAGGGAGGCCAGAACCAGACUGAUGUGGUCCCGUUUCCUAGUCCCAGUCAGGAACCUGGCUGCGCUGUUCUGCACAACCUGUAGGCGAUGCAGUGAUGACUGACACAACCCUGCAUAUAGAGAGCUGCAGUAAUCAAGCCUAGAAAUUACAAAAGCAUGGAGUACCCUCUCCAGGUGGGCUCUUGACAGCAUAGGCUUGAUUUUUGCAAGGCGUCUCAGGUGAAAGAAACUGGACCGGAUCACAGAGAUGAUGUGAGCAUCAAAUUUAAGUCCAGCAUCAAUUUUCACCCCCAAACUAGUGACAACUGGUUUUGAGUAGGGAGAAAGAGGGCCAAGAUCAACAUGACGAUCCACAUUCCUGCUGUUGGGGUGAAAAACAAUGAGCUCUGUCUUUCCCUCAUUCAGAUGCAGAACGUUGGCCAUUAGCCAAGACUUCACCUCGUUAAUGCAGGACACAAAGGACUGGAUAGAGUGACCUUUCUCCUGACACAAUGGAGAGUAAAUCUGGCAAUCUUCUAGCCUGGCAAGCCAGACUAAAUAAAUGUAUUAUUUAGUGGCCACGCUCCAUUGACGGCUCUCGGUUGCGGGGCGGGUUCUACCGUUGUCUUUCAAAUGAUCUCCGCAUGCUACUGGACAAUGAAUGUGACAUACUCUUGUUUCUCUCAGUUGCAUCAUCCCACCCACCAGGCAUAUAGAGUGCCCCGAUUGGCCCACAAAGCAGAUAAAGCUCUGUGAUUUGUUCACUAAGCAGAUAGAGCACUAUGAUUGGCCCACCAUUAUGGACCAAUCACAGCUCUUUAAGUGUUUGAAACCCCUCUAGAGAGCUGUGAUUGGCUAGCCAGAGUCCUGGUAGGAGCUGCGGAGGUUCCAAUGGAGCGUGCCUAGACCAAACUUUGCAAAGCAAGAAUUUGGUCUAGUCCACUAGGCUAGCAAUCUUCAGCAUAGAGAUGGAAUGAUAGGCCAUGUUUACGAAAGAUUGACCCCAGAGGAAGCAGAUAAAUGGCAAACAAAUGAGGACCAAGGAUCGAUCCCUGUGGGACCCCCUAGUACACCCCCCCAGUAAUCCUAGUACAGUCCCCCAAAAAACUUGAUGUGAGAAUCUGGUGGGCGUGGCCUAUUUUCUGAAAUAGCACCCCCUAGGACCAUUAAAACUGUCAGCCCCUAGCCAUGCUUUCAGUGAGGAUUAUGAAAUUUGGUACAGUUAUUAAGGGUCUCAGGACCUACAAAAAUGUCUCAUGAAGCCAUGCUCUAUAUCACACAGGAACUGAGACUCCCAUUUAUGAUGGUCGGCCAUUUUGGUCACAUGACUCCAUUUUCUCUCUUAUGCACACAUGUAUCAGCCUUUUGACCUAUCACCUUCAAAUUUCUGCUGUACACUCUUAAGACCAUGGCCAAAAGUUCAACCUGCGGAUUUUUCAAAAGUUGAAUGGUGUUGGCGUGGCUAACCCUCAAACAUUGACCUUUCGCCAUUACUUACAUUCCUUGGUGUAAUAACUUCCAUGUGCAUGAUCAGAUCUAUAUCAACCGUUGUCUGUGUGAUCACGGACCACGUCUCAAGACAAUAACAAUGUGGACAGCUGACAUCACUUAAGCCCUGCACCCUGACAACAGGAAAUCUAUUGUUUUAUGUUGAAAUGCCCAUAUCUGUCCCCUCUAAUUUAGUCAACAUGACACUAAGGUCAUGCACUGAGUUCAUGGAGGUGUCAUGACCACUUCAGCUCUGAUACCUUUCCAGAAAGGGAGGGGCUUUGAUGCCAUGGCGAAUUCUGGCGUGACGCCGUUACCUUACGCUUGACUGUAACUUCCACAAACAGCCUCCAAUCUGCACAAGAAUGAACACGGAGAGCAACAAUCCUGCCCUUUAACCAAACGGGCACAAAUGGUUGGUUAACAUUGUCUAAUAUCACUACAGCGCCCCCCUAGAUGAGGUCGCAACUGCCCCAAACUCGUUAUGUGUCCUCACACUAAGGCACCCAAUACAAUCCUGUGGUCAUUGGCUGAUAUAGCUUUAGCUCUGCCCCCUGACAGAUGGUAGGCCCUGAGGAACACAUGCAUGAUGCAAUUCACACCAAACUACACACAAAUGAUUGUCAACCUACAAACUGCUCCAUGGGAUAUUUUUGUAAAUUUGGGACAGCGCCCCCUAGAUAAAAUAAAACAUUAUUAACUUCUAAAAAAAGCUCCAAACUAUAUCAAACAUGGUGGGAAUCCUCACGCAACCUCAGUCAACACAUUUAAAUGCUCAAUGAUUCAAAUCACAUUAACUCUGCCCACUUACAGCCUUUUGGCUCUAGAUGACCCAUGAAACGUCUGAUUGAUGCCAGAUUAACAGAAAGCCAUCUUUGAUGACCAAAGAUGGAAUUUAAUUGUAAUUGGUCACAGCGCCCCCUAGAUAAGUUCAAACUUUAAUACCUUCUAAGGACAAUAUCAGAAUGGCAUCAAACUUGGCUUGUUUCAUCUCAUAACUGCACCAAACAGAUUUAUGUGGUUGUUUGUUCAAAUCCCUUUAGCUCCACCCUCUUUCAGCUCUUUGGUUCUAGAUAACACACACAACUAUUGAAUGAUGCCAAACUAACACAAAACCAUCUUUGUCAACGAAAGGAGACCGCAAUGGGAUUUUGAUGUAAUUGGUCACAGCGCCCCCUAGGUAAUUUCAGCCUUCAAUAACUUGAAAGAACCAGGUCAGAAUAGCAUUAAACUUGGUCUGUGUCAUCACACCACCAGUGUGGUAAAUAUAGAGCAUCCUCUAGUGUUGAGAAGCAUUUUUUAAUGGCAGGCUCAGAGAAGAUGCUGAGUCAGGGUGAGGCGCAGUUCAGGUUACCAUUUGCAGUCGCGGGGGUCGAAGUUUCUGUGCCACAGACAUGCCCAGGUGCUCUGGGCAGCAGCAAGGGCCAAACACGACGCUGCUUGCAGCAUAAAUUGUAUUUGUUCUUCAGAUGGUUCUAAUUAUAAUCAAAAGAGACAUUUGCUCUCAUGAUUUGGGAUUUAAAAAUUGCCAAAUAUUUUUACACAAAACACUAUUAUGCUGAGGUUAUUUAACAGAGUAUAUCUUUAAAAUACUACAGUAAAAUAAUAAAAUAAAAAAUACAUUUGAAUUAAGUUAAAUAAAUACAUUUGAAUGACGUUUUUGUUAAGGUUAGGAAUAAAUCCGCACUGGUUACGGUUAGGGUAUGGAUUAAGCAUAGUAGUCAAAAAAAUUAAUGGUUGUCAAUGGAUGGUCCUCACCAUGAUAGAAAUACAAGCGUGUGUGUGUUUAAGAAAGAUUGACCCUGUCCCCCGGAAGUAAAUAGCUCGCUCCAGCCAGCAGAUCGGGUCAGCAAAGUUCGGCAGAGGUUCGGUCUAAUCGUGACAGUUGAGACCAGGAGCGGGACCAGAGCGAUGCAGGCUGAGCCUUUACCGGAUUCGGCUGUCCGGGUCAAACCAGAGCCCGAGGAGGAGGUGGAGAUCUGCUCUUACCCCGCCCUGAAGAAGCUGUCCGUCAAAUUGUCCGACUGUAGGGCGUGGCUGAAGGGGCGGGACUUCCUGUCGCUGGGUGAUCACCCUCAGCUGUGUGAGGCCCUGCAGCAACAACGCACCACCAACAGUGGCAGGAAGAUGUCGUACUGCAGCCAUUGUGAGAAGGGUUUCUAUAAGGCGUCUCACCUGGAGGCUCACCUGCGGACCCACCAAGGUCAGAAACCUAACGAGUGCUGGCGGUGCGGGAAGAUCUACCCCACCCUGAUGAGCCUCGUGCUGCACCAGCAGGUCCAUGACCGUAGUGAACCAUACCACUGCUCCUACUGCGACAGGACCUUCUCCCUGAAACGGGACUGGAAGACCCACCACCGGACCCACUCAGGCACCAAACCUUUGAAGUGCUGGUUCUGUGGGGAUGGUUUCAGCGAGCAGGAACAACUAAGUGAGCACAUGGAGAUGCAUCAGGGGGAAAAAUGCUACCACUGCACAGUCUGUGACAAAAUGUUUGUGUCCUACCAGGGCUUCAACUUCCACCGCAAGUCUCACAAGGACCCCAAGCCUCUGCCCUGCCCCAAGUGCUCCAAAAGCUUCAGCAACCCCCAGAGCCUGAAGCUGCACCAGGCCACCCACUCGGACAGCAAACCCUACAUCUGCGCCACCUGUGGGAAGGCCUUCAAGCUGCCAACCGGCCUUCACUGCCAUCAGCGCACCCACACAGACCUGAGGGCGUAUCGUUGUACCGAGUGUGGUAAGAGCUUCUCCAGCCUGCAGGGCCUGAAGCUGCAUGACCGCACCCACACUGGCCUGAAGCCCUAUAAGUGCUCCGAGUGUGGCAAGAGGUUCACGCAGUCGCCCCACCUCAAAGCUCACAUGGUGACCCACACGGGAGAGAGGCCUUUCCUCUGCACCACCUGUGGCAAGAGGUUCACCCAGUCGUCCCACCUGAGAUCCCACAUCACGCUGUUUCACGUAGGGGAGAAGCCGUUCAGCUGUGAUGACUGUGGCAAGAGCUUCACCAUAGCUCACUACCUGAAGAUUCACCGGCUCAGCCACACCAAAGAGAAACACUACCAGUGCUCCUACUGCCAUAAGUCCUUCUCCUACCACAACUCUUGGAGGGCACACGAGAGGAUCCACACUGGAGAGCGGCCCUUCAGCUGCCGCGACUGCGGCCAGAGCUUCAUCACGUCAGGCUCUCUGCUGAGCCACCAGAGGUCCAGACACACCGGGGAGAAGAGCCACUACUGCAUCACCUGUGGUGAGUUCUUCCUGACCAGCUCACUGCUGCGUGUUCACCAGCUGGACCAUACUGGUGAGCGGCCACACGCCUGCAGCUGUGGCAAGACCUUCAAGACCAAAGGAGUCCUGCGCUACCACCUGAAGAGGUUCAUGGAACACCGGCCCGCGGGGCGAGACUGUAACCCCACUUCUGCUGUUUCCUAACUAAUGAACAGAGAGAUGCACUAAUCUGUGGUUUCUAACACUGCACCAUCUUUAGCUCAGCGAUCCAACCUUUAUUUAACACUACGCUUGUUUACCUGCAGCAGGGCUAAGAUCAGGAGCAUCCUGGCCCAAAGUACUGCCAAUAAACCAUCUUCUGUAGGUCUCUUAAGCCCGGACCACGCAGGCCGUCUAAUCCCUCAUCGUGAACAUGAGGGUGAGUCUGGACGUCCAGUGGCUCUGCCACAUCUCAUCAAGCUUCCGCACAACCAACGUCAGCCUCCAGCAGCCUUCAAGUGCUGCUUGAAAACCUCCAACUCCUGUAGAAGUAGCAGCGUAAGCAGCAGUAGAAGCUACACGCAGGCACAUGCGUAGUGCUCCUUCUGGAGCUUGGUUAAGAGUAAAAGACGUGUUGAGGGCAGCGCUUUAUCUUUUAUCAGUCCUGUGCAACAGCUGAUAAACAGUGUGGUCUGAGCUUCAGAGGCCUCCAGCUCAUCCUAAAUGCUGCUGUCGGAGUCCUCCAGCUUCACUCUCUGCUCUCUGUUAGAUCCAGUGAGAAGGUCAUGACCACAUCAAAGUGCUCCAAAUGUACGAGUCCUCAGAAUGGGUUGGUCCGGAUCAUUCCUGGUGGCGACAUGACUUGAGAACUUCCAGACCAGGACCUGAUUAAUUGUUUCCACAUGUUCUCGAUAUGUUUUUCUUUAUAAAUCACUAAUCAACACCAUUUUCAGACCUAGUUUUGUGCGUAAGCAGCUGUAGAAAUGAGGCUCCUGAACCUUAAACAGAACCAUGAUGCAACAUGGUGGCACCUGGAGGUUCUGGCUCUGUGUUCACUAAAGUUUAUCAGCAGAACGUUUUGACACGUGGGUCAAAUGAGAGUGAAGUUUAGAUGAGAACUUCUGGUGGUGGUGUUCAGUUGAAGGGCAUUCUCUGCUCUCCUAUGACCUAGGCAGUUAGCUGUUAGGAUGCACCAGGGAUAACCAGUCCUGGUCCUGGAGAUCCACCAGCCAGCAUGUUUUAGUUGAUUCCCUGCUUCAACACACUUGAUUAUAACCAAUAGGUGAUUAACAGGCUUCUUCAGAGUGUUGAACAGGUGAUAGCUGAGUCAGGAGAACAGUUAAAACAUGCUUGGUCGUGGAUCUCCAGGACCGGAGAUGCACCAACUAAAGCCAGUGUGAGGACCAAACCCUGGGUAGCACAUGCUGAUGAAGAAUAACCAAAGAUUUAGAUUUCCCUAUCAUAACUGUCGUCUAAACAAGAAAAGAACCGAUCCAGAGCUGUGGCAGAUGUUCAGGGUCCAAACCAGUAGUUCUGAUGGCUAAACCAGAUCAGUCCAGCGCUGUGGUCCAUCAGCUCUGUAGCUGUUUAUUUAUCCUGUAACUAAGAAAGAAAGAAAACCAUCUUUGAUUCACAAAAACAAAAAAAUUAAAAUAUAAAAAGAUUUUUUUUUAUGACUAAAAAAUAUUUAAAAUGAGAUAAAAUUUGUGAUUAAAAAAUGUAAGGAAAAGGAAAGAGGGAAACCAGUGGAUCCCGGGGAGAGCAGAACCAGGAGAGGGAGGUGAUGAAAGUCCCACCAAAGCCUGAGCAGGUGAGUUUAAAGGAGACCACUGAGUCAACUGAUCUCAGGCUCAGGGGGAGAGAGGUCCAGAGUCAGGGCCACAGCAGCAGAUGAUCUGUCACCUUUGACCUUUAGCCUUGUGCUGCACAACCAGUAGGCUUUGGUCACUGGACCUCAGGGACCUGCUGGAGGUGUAGGGACUGAGAAGAUGACCGAUGUAUGAUGGUGCUUGUCCAUGUAAAAGCAUGUCUAACAUGAGUUGUAAUAAACAUCACUGCUAGAG